GCAUCAUCUGGUAGUCCAUCCAACACUUCUGGUGCUUCCUCAAACACUUCUGGUGCCUCAUCUGGUACUCCAUCUAACACUUCUGGUGCCUCAUCUGGUACUCCAUCUAACACCUCUGGUGCAUCAUCUGGUGCAUCAUCUGAAACUAGUGCAUCAUCUGGUAGUCCAUCCAACACUUCUGGUGCUUCCUCGAACACUUCUGGUGCUUCAUCUGGUGCUUCCUCGAACACUUCUGGUGCUUCAUCUGGUACUCCAUCCAACACUUCUGGUGCUUCCUCGAACACUUCUGGUGCUUCAUCUGGUACUCCAUCUAACACUUCUGGUGCCUCAUCUGGUACUCCAUCUAACACCUCUGGUGCAUCAUCUGGUGCAUCAUCUGAAACUAGUGCAUCAUCUGGUAGUCCAUCCAACACUUCUGGUGCUUCCUCAAACACUUCUGGUGCUUCAUCUGGUGCUUCCUCGAACACUUCUGGUGCUUCAUCUGGUACUCCAUCUAACACAUCUGGUGCUUCAUCUGGUACUCCAUCUAACACCUCUGGUGCUUCAUCUGCUACUUCCUCGAACACUUCUGGUGCUUCAUCUGGUGCUUCCUCGAACACUUCUGGUGCUUCAUCUGGUACUCCAUCCAACACUUCUGGUGCUUCCUCUAGUAGCUCCACUUCCAACAGUGGCAUUCCAACUGAAAGCUCUACAUCUAACGGUAAUAAUCCAAGUACAUUCUCUUCUUACAGUGGAUACAGAAACACCACGUCUACUGACAUAUCCUCUACUGUUUCUUCAUCUCUAACUGAUUUGACUUCCACUGGUACUGCCACUGGUGUUUCAUCUGCCACUGGUACUGCCACUGAUACUGGUGCUUCAUCUGCUACUGGUACUGCCACUGAUACUGGUGCUUCAUCUGCUACUGGUACUGCCACUGAUACUGGUGCUUCAUCUGCUACUGGUACUGGUACUGGUACUGGUGCUUCAACUGCCACUGGUACGGCCACCGGUACUGGUACUGGUACCGGUGCUUCAACUGCCACUGGUACGGCCACCGGUACUGCUACUGGUACCGGUGCUUCAUCUGCCACUGGUACGGCCACCGGUACUGCUACUGGUACCGGUGCUUCAUCUGCUACUGGUACUGCCACUGAUACUGGUGCUUCAUCUGCUACUGGUACUGCCACUGAUACUGGUGCUUCAUCUGCUACUGGUACUGGUACUGGUACUGGUGCUUCAACUGCCACUGGUACGGCCACCGGUACUGCUACUGGUACCGGUGCUUCAUCUGCCACUGGUACGGCCACCGGUACUGCUACUGGUACCGGUGCUUCAUCUGCCACUGGUACAGCCACUGGUACCGGUGCUUCAUCCGCAACUAAUACUGGUACUGGGACUGGUGCUGGUGCUUCAUCUGCCACUGGUACAGCCACCGGUACUGGUACUGGUACCGGUGCUUCAUCUGCCACUGGUACUGCCACUGAUACUGGUGCUUCAUCUGCUACUGGUACUGCCACUGAUACCGGUGCUUCAUCCGCAACUAAUACUGGUACUGGGACUGGUGCUGGUGCUUCAUCUGCCACUGGUACAGCCACUGGUUCACCUGCAACUGGCGCUUCUAAUGGUUCUUCCAACAACCCUUCAUCGGGUAAAACGAGUUCAACGGUUUCUAACAACAAUGCUGGUCAACCAACCACAAAAAGCACUUUCGCUCCAGAAACUUCUAACAGUAGUAAUACAGGGUCAUUCUCGGCAACUGGGGCAACAAGCAAUGCGGCCACCCCUACAGAGAAACCAAAAGCAGACACUGUCACAUCUUCCGCUAGCCAAGCAUCUAACGGACCAGCUAAAAACACAGUUUCUCAAGUUACAGGUGCGGCUAACCCUACGAACAAUGCGGGCGAACAUACAAACACGUCUGCUCAAGCUCCGAACUCAGCAUCAUCGACCCUCGUCUCUGUUUCUGUUCCUGCUUCUCCAGGAACUCAAUCUGUGUCUUCCUUAUACAAAGAUGCAGCCUCUAAUGUCCAAGCUAACACCUUCUUUAUGGCUUUAGUUAUGGUGGUUCUAGCUUUGUAA
Messenger RNA from Pichia membranifaciens NRRL Y-2026, 2061 nucleotides. RefSeq lists its product as hypothetical. The annotation marks the transcript as partial. The record is from RefSeq and is a predicted model, not a curated record. Lineage: Eukaryota; Fungi; Ascomycota; Pichiomycetes; Pichiales; Pichiaceae. The transcript has a single exon.